Messenger RNA from Protobothrops mucrosquamatus (brown spotted pit viper), 1681 nucleotides. Its product is annotated as matrix metalloproteinase-17-like. Gene Ontology annotation, biological process: extracellular matrix organization; proteolysis; collagen catabolic process. The coding region runs from base 125 to 1681 and encodes 518 amino acids. The transcript is spliced from 10 exons. Gene Ontology annotation, molecular function: metalloendopeptidase activity; zinc ion binding. The record is from RefSeq and is a predicted model, not a curated record. Lineage: Eukaryota; Metazoa; Chordata; Lepidosauria; Squamata; Viperidae. Gene Ontology annotation, cellular component: extracellular matrix.
CACGCCCACUGAUGCCAGUGGAGAAGUCAUUGAGUGGUUAAUACAUUAUGGAUACCUUCCACCUGCUGAUCCUACUACAGGCCAACUACAGACGUGGGAAGAUGUGACUACAGCCCUUCGUACGAUGCAGCGUUUUGCUGGCAUUGCAGAAACUGGGAUUCUAGAUGAUGCCACGCUGAGUCUGAUCCGGAUGCCUCGCUGUGCCUUGCCUGAUAUUAUCCCCCACAUCCCCCCAAAGCUUUCUUUGAUGUCAAGGGCAAGGAAGAAGAGAUGGCAGAGGAGAAAAAGUCGAAAGAGGCGCAGCGUUGAUUCAGUUUGGACUAAAAGAAACAUCUCCUGGAAGGUGAAGAGCUACCCCCAAAGAGCCCGUCUCAGCCGAGAGACGAUGAGAGUAUUGAUCUAUUAUGCCCUAAAGGUUUGGAGUGAAGCUAUACCAUUAACCUUCCAUGAGGUUGGCGGCCACAAUGCUGACAUCUCUGUGGAGUUCCUCCAUUUGGAUCACCAUGACAACUAUCCGUUUGAUGGACCUGGUGGGAUGGUGGCCCAUGCUUUCUUUCCCGGAGACCCUCUGAGGGCUGGCACUGUCCAUUUUGAUGGGGACGAAGAAUGGACUUUCCGCUCACCAGAUGACUUUGGCACCGACCUUUUUGCUGUGGCCAUUCAUGAAUUUGGCCACAGCCUUGGCUUAGCACAUUCAUCUUCCAAGCACUCUAUCAUGCACCCAUAUUACCGGGGACCUGUAGGAGACCCAUUGCAAUACCAGUUGCACAUGGAGGAUCAUGCUGAAAUCCAGAAGCUUUACGGGAGUAAAGUUUUUCAAUCCCCAGAGAAGCAUGAUGUAACCACCCCAUUGCCAGGCCUUCUCUCCUUAUCACAGAAUUUCCCUGCAGUCAGACCAGGAAAAGGAUUUCCUGACCGAUGUACCUCCAACAUCGAUGCUGUUGCUCAGAUCCGAGGAGAAACAUUCUUUUUCAAAGAUCAGUACUUCUGGCGCCUAUCCCAAAGCCGGCAUCUCUCUUCUCCACAACCAGCUCUGAUCACUCGUUUCUGGCGAGGACUUCCUUCUACUCUCCGCAAAGUGGACGCUGUUUAUGAGAGACCUGCAGAUCAUCGCAUCCUCUUCUUCAGUGGACCUCUCUACUGGGUAUUUAAAGACAAUGGUGUGGAGGAGGGCUACCCUCGCCCAAUCACAGACUUUGGCCUGCCCCAAGGGGGCAUCAGCGGUGCUUUCUCCUGGCCUUCAGACCAGAAAACCUAUUUCUUCAAGGGAGACCUUUACUGGUGCUAUGAUGAGAUGACACAGCACCUAGAGGACACCUCCCCUCUCCUCCGGGAAUCCUGGGAGCAGUUCUCCUCCUCUGUUGACUCUAUCUUGAGUGAAAGUGAUGGAACACUGUAUGUUUUUAAGGGCCAACAGUACUGGAAGUUUGGCCAGGACACCCUUCAACUCCAAGAUGGAUACCCUCGUUCCAUUGCCACCGACUGGCUGGAUUGCACCACUGAGCCUCUCAGGAUAAUGCCUACUAGCCCUUCGUUGGGCGUUAGACUUCCACCCAACUUCCGAGGACCUCAGCUGGAGGUUGAGGGACGUGUGUGUUUUUGUGCUGCUUUUUCUGCCAUUUCUUCCACCUUGCUCAAUAUUUUGCCCUUGGCUGUCUUGACCCUGCAAGGACUUGCCUAG